GGCAAGAGGGCGGGGCUAGGGGACCUGGCCCUCGGCGUUCCAGAGGGUGGGGAGGGGGCAAGUGUCAGUCAGGACUGGAUCCCGGCGGGGUACAGAGGAGACCUCGGUGGCAGACAGGGGGCCCGGGCCGCUGCGUGUUGUCCACCCAAGAUGGAGUUCCUCCUGGGGAACCCGUUCAGCACCCCGGUGGGGCAGUGCCUCGAAAAGGCAACAGAUGGCUCCCUGCAAAGUGAGGAUUGGACGUUGAAUAUGGAGAUCUGUGACAUCAUCAAUGAGACGGAGGAAGGGCCAAAGGAUGCCAUUAGAGCCCUGAAGAAGCGGCUCAACGGGAACCGGAACUACAGAGAGGUGAUGCUGGCAUUAACAGUGCUGGAGACAUGUGUGAAGAACUGUGGCCACCGCUUCCACAUCCUUGUGGCCAACCGAGAUUUCAUCGACAGUGUUCUGGUCAAAAUUAUCUCUCCCAAGAACAACCCUCCCACCAUUGUACAGGACAAAGUGCUUGCUCUGAUCCAGGCAUGGGCUGAUGCCUUUCGAAGCAGUCCUGACCUCACCGGUGUUGUGCACAUAUACGAGGAGCUGAAGAGGAAAGGGAUUGAAUUUCCCAUGGCAGACUUGGAUGCCCUGUCUCCCAUACACACACCACAGCGGAGCGUCCCUGAAGUGGAUCCAGCCGCGACCAUGCCCAGGUCCCAGUCACAGCAGAGGACAAGUGCUGGUUCCUAUUCCUCGCCACCUCCUGCUCCCUACUCCGCACCGCAGGCCCCGGCUCUGAGUGUGACUGGCCCCAUCACAGCCAAUUCAGAACAGAUUGCCAGGCUGCGGAGUGAACUGGAUGUCGUUCGCGGAAACACAAAAGUCAUGUCUGAGAUGUUAACAGAAAUGGUCCCUGGACAGGAGGAUUCAUCUGAUCUGGAGCUGCUGCAGGAGCUGAACAGGACCUGCCGGGCCAUGCAGCAGCGCAUCGUGGAGCUCAUCUCUCGCGUGUCCAACGAGGAGGUCACGGAGGAGCUGCUGCAUGUGAACGAUGACCUCAACAACGUUUUCCUUCGAUAUGAGAGGUUCGAACGAUACAGGUCUGGCCGAUCAGUUCAAAAUGCCAGUAAUGGAGUCCUGAAUGAAGUGACGGAAGACAACUUAAUAGACCUGGGGCCAGGGUCUCCAGCCGUGGUGAGCCCCAUGGUGGGGAACACAGCACCCCCAUCUUCCCUCUCCUCCCAGCUUGCAGGCUUGGACUUGGGGACAGAGAGCGUCAGUGGCACCCUCAGUUCACUCCAGCAAUGUAACCCCUGUGACGGCUUUGACAUGUUUGCCCAGACGAGAGGAAACUCCUUGGCCGAGCAGCGUAAGACGGUAACCUAUGAGGAUCCACAGGCUGUCGGAGGGCUUGCUUCUGCACUAGACAGUCGAAAACAGAGCUCAGAAGGGACUUUUCUGUCCUCGGCCCAGAAGAGAGGUAGAGGUGGGGACUCUGACCUGGAACCCAUAGACAGCUGGCUCAUAACCCAAGGAAUGAUCCCCGUUGCGCAGCCCUCUGUCAUGGACGACAUUGAGGUGUGGCUCAGGACGGACCUGAAGGGCGAUGACCUGGAGGAGGGUGUCACAAGUGAAGAGUUUGAUAAAUUCCUUGAAGAAAGAGCCAAAGCUGCUGAAAUGGUUCCCGACCUCCCCUCGCCCCCCAUGGAGGCUCCUGCCCCGGCCUCAAACCCUUCUGGCCGGAAGAAGCCAGAGCGGUCGGAGGAUGCCCUCUUCGCCCUGUGAGCAGGGCUGUGGUUUGCCUCCCCAGAUGGCGGGUCCCCGCUCACACCCUCUGGACACCAGGCACUGGCCACUUCUCCAUCCCCAGCUCCACAGGGCCUGCACUCCCGUGUCUCCAUGGAAAAGCCACCGUGUCUGCUCCCAGGCCUCCCACUAGUCAGGACCAGCUUUAGCCACCUUCUUUUCUCUGAGUGGUGGGACAGCUACAGCCAGAGACUCCCACCCCUCCCACCACGGGCCCCUCUGCCCAUGUUUCCUCCCAGGAAGGGCGGGCAAAGCGGCCCAGCCCCAAGCAGGUCAGCCCCUUGGCAGUGCUUCCUGAGCAGACCACUGGGCCUGUCUUUCCUCCACCUGCCCACAGAGAACGAGCAGGCCUGGCCCCGCCCUGCGCUCACCUCUGCCUGGCUCAGCGACCUUCUCAGGCACCCUCGCUCCUGUGUCCCUCUCUCCCCAAAGGGGCCUGAUGGCACUUCUGGAAGAGCAGGAUGUGGCUGCGCCCAUGGCCUGGUCUCCCUUCUUGGACUUGUCACCUUGUGACGCUUGGCUUUUUGGCAUUUGAGAAGGUUCUGCCGGGUGUCCACAGUGGGGCUGCCUCUCACCUUCUUGACCCUCUCUCCAUCACUCAGCUGCUAGCCCAGGCCUCACACCUGAGCUGGCUCAGUAGGCAAGCCUGGUACCAAGAGGCCCUGCAGGCUCCCAGGGCAGGGAGAGGGCAAAGGGCAUUUGGGAGGGCAGCAGGCAGCCCACAGACGGUGACCAUGUGGCACGCUGCUGAGACGACACUACCAAGAAACCAAACUGCCAUGUGCACACCACAGGCCCACAC
Molecule: messenger RNA, 2584 nt
Organism: Saimiri boliviensis boliviensis (Bolivian squirrel monkey)
Lineage: Eukaryota; Metazoa; Chordata; Mammalia; Primates; Cebidae
Gene: TOM1L2
Product: target of myb1 like 2 membrane trafficking protein
Biological process (GO): signal transduction
Cellular component (GO): membrane; endosome
Molecular function (GO): clathrin binding; ubiquitin binding; phosphatidylinositol binding
Source: RefSeq, a predicted model, not a curated record